AAGAAAUUAUCUUUUGUCAUUUAAAACCAUGUACAAAGAAAUGGAAAUGUAUAAUUGUAAAUAUCAGAUAUUAUGCACAUUAACGUGAUCGACAUAUUCUGGUAAUUAUUGUUGAUGUUUUUAUUUUCAGUAUUUCAGUUAAUAGCAGUUAAUGUGAGAAAAUGUUAUCUACUAAAAAAGAAAAUUUUCUAAUUGUUGAAUUUUCUGAUGGACUGGCGGUUGUACCAAGAACGUGGGUAAACAAUAAUAAAACAUGUUGGUGGCCCAAUUACAGAAAUCAAUUGCGCAUUGAUAAAGCAAAAUCAACGAUGGAAAAGCCUAGUCAAGAAUGGUUAUCAUAUGAUAUCUUGAAAAUUCAUACUCAAGCUAAUAAUUAUCAAGAAGCAUUAGAAAAAUUGAAAUUGGCUGAAGAUUAUUUAGAUGUUGAUCAAUUAAGAGGAUCCCGUAGCGGGUCUGUUUUACCGACAAAAUUACCAUUUUCGUGGGAAAUUCUGGAAAUUAUAAAAAAAACAAGGCACGAUCGCGCUCAUAGACGUAAUUCUUUUGAUUCCAAUGGAGAAGAUUCUGCGGAUUCCGAAGAAAACCAUCGAAAAAGCAAACAUAUAACUUCAUCUUUGCCUGAUCCGCCAAAAUUCAAGGAUAGGCCUAACACUGUGACAACGGAAACCUCCAUUUCAGCCAAAGAACCACAGAAUAUAUAUGAACAGAGCUGCACGGUACAUAGCAGAAUCAAUCCAGAAAUUGCUGAAACUGCUGAAAAUAUUAUUUUAUUAGAUGAAAAUUCAGAAAAAGAAUAUUUUGAAGAGGCAACAGCAACUCAAAAGAUUCGCACUAAGCAAUCAGAAGAUUUAAAGAUCAGGAAAAUUAAUGCAGCAAGAACCAUUCAACACAUAGAAAAAGAAGCAGACAACGGAACAAGUGACUUAAGCAUUGCUUAUUUGAAAGAAAUAGUUUAUAUGUUGAAUAAACAAUUUGUAGAAAUACGUGAACUUAAAAAGUGUAUUGGAGAAAAAGAAGCUGCAAAGAAUCAAAAACCUGAAAACAAAGAUUGUGUCAACUGGGCGAAACUUUUGCCUUUCAACAGUAUAGAUGAUAUGGCAAAUUUUUGCAAAAAAUUGGAAACAAAAGAAAACUAUGUGGAGUCUAUGAUAAAAAUGUUAAAAUCUGUGGGAGGCAAAGACGAUAGAAAUAAAGUUAACAAAAUGAUGGAAAAAGUUAUGACAAACACACUCGGUGAGAAAUUUAGUCGCAAAAAUUUAGGGACAAAAAGGAAAGCUGGUGUUUGAAAACUGCAAGGUUGAAAAAAUUAUAGUUGGUGA
Vollenhovia emeryi is the source of this 1319-nucleotide messenger RNA. RefSeq lists its product as uncharacterized. The transcript has 6 exons. The coding region runs from base 162 to 1286 and encodes 374 amino acids. The record is from RefSeq and is a predicted model, not a curated record. NCBI's taxonomy places the organism in Eukaryota, Metazoa, Arthropoda, Insecta, Hymenoptera, Formicidae.